Penicillium waksmanii is the source of this 1581-nucleotide messenger RNA. RefSeq lists its product as uncharacterized. The coding region runs from base 1 to 1581 and encodes 526 amino acids. The record is from RefSeq and is a predicted model, not a curated record. Gene Ontology annotation, molecular function: protein dimerization activity. NCBI's taxonomy places the organism in Eukaryota, Fungi, Ascomycota, Eurotiomycetes, Eurotiales, Aspergillaceae. The transcript has a single exon.
AUGUUGAGGUCUGUAGACUUUGAGGCGUCUAUACCAAGUGCGGACACUGUUUCGCGCCGGUUAAAUCUUCGGCUUGAUGCUCUUGACUGUAAACUUCGAAUCUUGAUGGCUUCGGCAUCCUCAAUCGCGCUAUCUCUUGAUAGCUGGACAAGCCAGAAUUCGUUACCAAUACUAGCAAUCAAUGCUCACUGGAUGUCAUCUGAUUUCCAGCAACAUCGAGGUUGUAUUGAGUUUGUUGAAAUCACAGGCAACCACUCUGGAGAGAAUCUUGCUAAUAUUGUUGCGACGGUUCUUGAGAGAUUUCAUAUAUCUGAUAAAGUUAUAACAAUUACAGCUGACAACGCAUCUAACAAUGAUACACUACACCGAUGUCUUUUCCAAAAGCUGUGUCAGCGGUACGAUGAGUACCUGGCCGAUACGGUUAUUCGAGAAGGGACGAUGAAAUUUACCCAGAACUCCCAAAUCCGCUGCUUUGCUCACAUCCUGAAUUUGGUUAUGAAAAGAAUAUUGAGGUCUUUACGCGCAAGUUCACAUAGGGAAGCUUGUGACUUCCUUGAUGAUGUUGCGAAGAGGAGCUGGAAGACAAUAAAAGUUCCUACUUCCCCGAUUGCAAAGCUUCGGCUACUUGUCCUUUGGAUUGCGCGAUCUCCCCAGCGAAUACAGCAGUGGAAUAAUCGACCUGGCUGUACAAAAGCCAUCCACUACGAUAUUGAUACUCGAUGGAACUCUACUUUUGUUAUGAUUGAGAGAGCCGAAGAGUGUCGCCGGCAGCUUGAAGAUACAGUCAACGAUGAGCCAGAUAUUGAAGCUUUACGUCUCACACCUAACGAUUGGAGACAGCUCUCGGAUAUCAAGAAAAUUUUGGCUCCUUUCAACGAAUAUACUGAGUACGUCUCUCGGGAUAGCCCCUCAAUUCAUAUGGCAGCGCGGAUGUUCGAAGAGCUUCGCUCUAUACUCUUGGCUAUUAAGGAACGGCGAGGUGAUUGGCAGAAUGUCUCGCCAGCUCUAACUGGUCCUAUAUCUGAUGGAAUCACACUUCUGGAGCACUACCGCGACUGCGUCAAAGACAACGACAUAUACUAUAUCUCAAGUGUUCUGGACCCUCGGAUCAAGACUAAGUGGCUCAAAACGCUGCAAGAUGGAGAGAGGAUCAUUGACCGAAUCAGAGUGUUCCUAAAAAAAGCAUAUCCCACCCCAAAACAGCCUAUAUCGAUUGCUCUAAACACAAGUUACAAGAGCUUCGAAUACCGAUUUCUGGAAGCCUUUCAGCCUACACAGUAUAACGUCGCUGAGUCUAACGUCGACCAGUACUUCGAUACGCCUACAAUCAGCACUGGUUUCGAUAUAAGCCAGAGCCAGACUGAAUUCAUACGAAACUGGUGGAAGAUCAACAGGCUUGAAUUUACCUGCAUGGCCCAGGUGGCACAAGAUCACCUUGCUAUACCAGCAGCAGAGGUGGAUAUCGAGAGACUAUUCAAUCAUAGGAGAGAUGUUCUUGGAAUUCGACGUUUCUCCAUGAAAGGAAGGAUGCUUGGGACCUUAUUAAGGCUAAAAGAUGCUGGACGUUGGAAGUCUGAAUAG